AUAAUGAGGACAAUGUUUCCUACUAUCCGGGAGAGCCAACAAAACAUCGAGGAUAUUUUGAUGUGCAACAAAGUACGGAGAAUGACUUUGAGAAACCAUAUCAUGCAGAACUCUGGGGAACCAAAUGCACCAGAUGGACUCAUGAAAGUAUUUUACCAGUUCAGAGGUUAAUCUGUUGUUUUGUAAAGGGAAAGUAUCGACUGAAAGGACAAAAGGAUGAAUUGAAUAAAUCAAAAAAAUACUGUGACACUAUAGAUAGAUUAGAAGGAACAUUGAGUUGUCCUUCAAGUGAGGUGAAGAAAGUGUUUGCUAGUGAGGUUUGUUCACCGGAGAUUAGUGGAGAUGAAGAUGGAGUACGAGUGAGAUAUGUACCUGUUCUACCAUUUUGCUCUGAUGAGUUACUGGACAUUCGUGAUAAAAUAAUCAACGAAGUUGAACGAUUUAGAAGAGCGGAGAUGAAGAAAAAAGGAAAGCAUUUACGAAGUUGUCCUGAUAGAAGAAUUGUUGUGAACACGUAUGAAAGGAAGUUUGAAGAACUUAAAGAAAUGAUUCCGAACCCCUCUGAAAAAUAUCCUGUCUGGGCGCUUCGUGAGCACACUGAGAGAAAUUAG
Paraglomus brasilianum is the source of this 611-nucleotide messenger RNA. Lineage: Eukaryota; Fungi; Glomeromycota; Glomeromycetes; Paraglomerales; Paraglomeraceae. The record is from the annotation of a GenBank genome assembly.